Messenger RNA from Lepus europaeus (European hare), 1911 nucleotides. RefSeq names its product T-box transcription factor 6 (gene TBX6). Lineage: Eukaryota; Metazoa; Chordata; Mammalia; Lagomorpha; Leporidae. Gene Ontology annotation, molecular function: RNA polymerase II cis-regulatory region sequence-specific DNA binding; DNA-binding transcription factor activity, RNA polymerase II-specific. Gene Ontology annotation, cellular component: nucleus. The transcript has 8 exons. The record is from RefSeq and is a predicted model, not a curated record. The coding region runs from base 194 to 1504 and encodes 436 amino acids. Gene Ontology annotation, biological process: positive regulation of DNA-templated transcription; vasculogenesis; cell fate specification.
ACCCAGGUAUCCGGCCCCUGUCUUGGACCCCCUUCGAGGCCCCAGGGGUCUCCACCCCAGCCCAACUCCAGGGCCCCAGGGAGGGGAGGGGCUGUGAUGCUGGGUCUGGAAGGGGCUGAGCUGUGAGCUAUAAAGGGGACAUCAGCACCGGGGGACUCCAGGCAGCUUGACCUGAAGACGCCGGGACUACAGCAUGUACCAUCCCCGAGAGUUGUACCCCUCGCUGGGGCCUGGCUACCGUCUGGGGCCCCCGCAGCCCGGGGCCGACUCCAGCUUCCCCCCUGCCCUGGCAGAGGGCUACCACUACUCGGAUCUGGACACCCCCAAACUGGAUUGCUUCCUUUCUGGGAUUGAGGCUGCCCCUCGAACCCUGGCGGCGCCCCCACCUCUGCCCCUUCUGCCCCCGGCGCUGGGCACUGAGCCGGCCCCACCAGCCCCGGAGGCUCCUCACUUGCUCCCCGGGGUCAGCCUGAGCUUGGAGAACCAGGAGCUGUGGAAGGAGUUCAGCUCUGUGGGAACAGAAAUGAUCAUCACCAAAGCGGGCAGGCGCAUGUUUCCUGCUUGCCGAGUGUCGGUCACCGGCCUGGACCCCGAGGCCCGCUACCUGUUCCUUCUGGACGUGGUGCCAGUGGACGGGGCUCGCUACCGCUGGCAGGGCCGGCGCUGGGAGCCCAGCGGCAAGGCGGAGCCCCGCCUACCUGACCGGGUCUACAUCCACCCGGACUCUCCUGCCACCGGGGCUCACUGGAUGCGGCAGCCCGUGUCCUUCCAUCGCGUCAAGCUCACCAACAGCACACUGGACCCGCACGGCCACCUCAUCCUGCACUCCAUGCACAAGUACCAGCCACGCAUCCACCUGGUGCGGGCCGCCCAGCUGUGCAGCCAACACUGGGGCGGCGUGGCCUCCUUCCGCUUCCCCGAGACCACGUUCAUCUCCGUGACAGCCUACCAGAACCCACGGAUCACACAGCUGAAGAUCGCAGCCAAUCCCUUUGCCAAAGGCUUCCGGGAGAACGGCAGGAACUGUAAGAGGGAGCGGGACGCCCGUGUGAAGAGGAAACUUCGGGGCCCAGAGUCGGGAGGCACCGAGGCCUACGGGAGUGCAGAUAUGCCAGGGGGUCCCUGCGACUCCACCCUGGGUGGGGACGCGCGUGAGUCAGAGGCGGAGCAGGCCCCGGCACCCCGGGAAGCUGCCCCUGCCCCAGCUCCGCCAUGCGGUGGCCCCAGCGCCGAGGCCUACCUCCUGCACCCUGCAGCCUUCCAUGGGGCCUCGGGGCACCUCCCCAGCAGGAACCCCAGCUUCACGGAGGCUCCAGACUCUGGGCGCCCAGCACCCUACUCUGCAGCCUUUCUGGAGCUGCAGCCCGGGCCAGGGGGCUCAGGGUACCCGGCGGCCCCACCUGCUGCAUCCUUUGCCCCACACUUCCUCCAAGGGGGCCCCUUCCCCCUACCGUACCCUGGGCCUGGGAGUUACCUGGAUGUGGGCUCCAAGCCCAUGUACUGAGCCACUGCUGGGCCCCUCAGCACCGCCCCCCCAAUCUACCACAAACCUCCAGGCCCUUCCCCCAGCCCUUCAGCCCCCUCGUUCUGCUGGCCCCACCCCCCACACCAAAUGGCUGCCUUGGGCCUUGCCCCUGCCCCCCCACUUCACACUUUGAUUUUCACUCCCACCCACCACUGGCUUCAAAGCCCAGGCCAGGCUGCUGGGAGUCCAGCUGGGGCCAGCUUCCCCUUCCCGGCUCUCACCUCGGUGUGAAUGGGGGAGGCUCUGCCUGGCCAAAUGGGGCCGCAGACCCGCACCCCCACCUCCCGGGGCGGGCGGCCCACCUGGGCAAGUGCUCCCCGGCCACCGGCGCCCGCCUCGCCAGUUUGUUCUCAGGGGCAGUUAUUUUUGUUAAUAAAAUGCAGAAG